CCUCACAUAGAGCACGUGUCAUUUGCGUAGGAGAAACACGAGAUUUACAUUAAAUAGUUUUAAACAGCUUCAACGGUAUAGUUUAUCGGGGUAUUUUAAAAGUCGCCUAUUUGUACGCCGUUGCUGUAAUCUAGGUGAUUUGGGAGCGUUUUGCCAAACUUUUUCUCAGCGCUCAACGCCGCGUGUGCGCUCUAGUUUUUGUACAUCUACAUCCUCGUUUCUCGGGCAGACGUCGAGGUCUCGGAGCACGCGCAGUGCGAUUCUCGAGCGGUAGCGCGCACCAUGGCCACGGACGGAGCCGUGCCGCUACCGGGCUUGGUGGAGGAGUUCGUGGCGGGACAGCAGGACGGUGGGGCAGCGGCCGCUGCGGCAGGUGUGAAGGCAGGAAAUUUCACGAUAUUACAGCUGGUUGAAGCUUUGGGCCCAACCCUGACCAGCAGUCAGUCACAAACCCGGGCCCGUGGCAUCCAGCUCCUCUCACAUGUCCUUAGUGAGUGUUCUGGCAGACUCUCUGAAAAGGAAGUUGAGGUCCUUGUUGCCUUUUAUGAAAACAGGUUGAAGGAUGACUAUGUGGUCACGCCACAUGUUCUACACGGGAUCAAAGCCUUGACUAAGAGCCCAGCAUGGCCUCCUGGUUUGGCUAUUUCUGUGCUGAAGUCUCUUUUCCAGGAUGUUCAUGUACAGUCCUUGAUGCUGCUGGAGAGAUCAUGCAUCUACACCAUCCUCAUCAAUCUCAUGGAAUUAAAAGAGGAGGAGCUAAAGGGUCUGGGUGCGGACUUUGUCUUUGGAUUUGUCCAAGCAAUGGAUGGAGAACGGGAUCCACGCAACCUCCUGCUGGCCUUUCAGAUAGCCCGCAACAUCCUGCACAGGGGCUAUGAGCUCGGAAGUUUCACGGAGGAACUAUUUGAAGUCACCUCCUGCUACUUCCCUAUAGACUUUAGCCCACCACCCAACGAUCCGCAUGGGAUCACCCAGCAGGAGCUGAUCCUGGCUCUGAGGGCAGUGUUGACGGGAACGGUUUGCUUUGCUGAGUUCCUUCUUCCACUGGUCAUUGAGAAGCUAGACUCUGACAUCCAAAGUGCCAAACUGGACUCUCUGCAGACACUGGCUGCCUGCGCCUCCAUGUAUGGAUACCGGGAGCUGAAGGAGUUUCUGCCGGGGCUUUGGUCCUCACUGCGUAGGGAGGUCUUUCAAACAGCCAGUGAGAAGGUAGAGUCUGCGGGACUCUCUUCCCUGCGUGCCAUUACCUCCUGCCUGUCUCGUUCCAUCCUCUCAUCUGAUGGUGAUGAUGCCCUCCGUGUCUUCCUGGAUCUUAUUAUCCAAGAUUGUCGACACCACCUCUGUGAACCAGACCUCAAGCUGGUAUGGCCCAGCGCUAAGCUCUUGCAAGCAGCAGCCAGCGCCUCCUACAGAGCAAGCCACAUCAUUGCAGGUGCUGUCAUUCCACAACUGAUGGAGCAGUACAACAACCAGACCCAGUGUGCUCAGCGACGUACCCUACUGGACGUCCUGCAGGGUUUUGUUCAGCCAGCUCAGGAUGGUGUUCCUGCAGUAGCAGAAGAAAGUGUGCUGUGUGGCUUUCGUGAGCCUCUGUGCGAGGUGGUUUUCUCAGCACUGUCUGAAACCAAUGCAGGACUCCAGGUCACUGCGAGCCGCAUCCUGUCUUCACUGGGACAGCAGCCAGGUCUGCUGUCAACAUCCCACGUGGAACUGGCUGUCGAUCACCUCAGACGGCUGAUCUUGGAGGAGGAGGACACUCAAGUCUGUCCAGCUGUCCUGGAAUGCUCCGGCUCUCUGGCCCCCUUGUACCCAGAUGUUUUUGCCUCUGCGAUGAUCCCUCAGCUGAAAGCUGAAAUUUUUUCAGAGCCGAUGCUCAGAGACAAUGGCCAGGAAGCUGUACAUACGUCUUCCCAGCAUGUUGUGCGACAGCGGUGCAUGACAGCCUUGGCGGCAGUGUCCUGCCACCCCACUCUGGUGCAGCAGACAGCCCCUGUUCUGUUGCAAGUGCUGUCCUCUUCACACACAGAUGUGUCCUUCUCCAUAGGCUCUGGAUUGUUCUCAACGGACGACAUCAUUGCAGCAUGUCGCAGUCUGCAGCAGAUAGCUGAGCAGGUUCAGUAUGCGGAGGAAACAGGAUGCUUCUUCCAUGAUGUCAUCAUUCCACACCUCCUCGGGCUCACAGUGCAGGCAGGCCUGCAGUGUGACAACCAGGAUUCAAUACCCCCUCAAAGCCCCCUGACAGAGGAGGCUAUUCUGCUUGCCAUAGUCCCGGUGCUGAGCACGGCCUGUGCACAUCUUCAGUCAGAACUGGCUGCUCUCACAGCCUCCCGUGUGGUGUCCCUCUUCCUGGAUGGGGACACGGUCUUCCUACCUGGUAACAAUUUACCCUUGCAGCCCCAACUGUUUCAGAAAGCGUCCUCGUCAUGCAGUGGGUCCCAGUUGGUGUGUCUCCUCAUGGCCUGUGUGUGUUCCAUGCCCAAGAGUGUGGAGAUCCCCCAGGUGGACAGACUGCUGAGUGAACUGGAGGAACUCAGCUGCACAAGCACUCACCCUUUCUCUUUCACCUUGGCUGCAAAGUGCUUCGCUGGGCUCAUCAACAAGAGGUCGGCAGGACAGGCAUUGGACUUGGUGCUGGAGAGGACGAUAAAAAGAAUCACUUCGGAGCUUGAUUGCAUGUCCUCUUCAUUACGUACGCAGGCCCUCACCCUACUGCUCUGGGUUGCCAAGGCCCUCCUUAUUCGAUACCACCCUCUGGCUACCACUCUGACAGACAAGAUCUUCUCCCUCUUGAUGGACCCUGAAUUGGCCCCACUGGCGGCAGAUGGCUUCUCCCUGCUCAUGAGUGACUCAGUGGACGUGCUUAACCGGGCCUGCCAUGCCGAUUUCCGUAUCAUGUAUCGCCAGAGGUUCUUCACAGAGAACUCAGCCAAGCUGGUGGAGGGCUUCAACUCAGCAGAGAAAGAGAUGAAGUCAGGUUACCUGAAGGCACUCUCCCACAUUGUGAACAACCUGCCAAGGCAGGUCCAGCUCACGGAAUUGCCAGCGCUCCUUCCUCUCCUCCUAGAAGCGCUGUCAUGUCCCGACCAAGCGGUGCAACUGUCCACCCUGUCCUGCCUGCACCCUGUCCUGUUAGACCCCCCUGCGUCACCGGCCCUUGCACCUCAGCUGGAUGGACUUAUAUUCCGCCUCCUGGGUCUCACCACCAGUCCUGCCAUGAAAGUGCGCAUUGCCACUCUGCGCUGUCUCCAUGCCCUGGCUCGCUUCCCAGACCACAUGAUUCUUCCAUUUCGUGCUCGGGUUCUGCGGGCGCUGGCCACACCCCUGGAUGACCACAAACGCCUGGUGAGACGGGAGGCUGUGGCGGCUCGAGGAGAGUGGUUCCUUCUGGGAAGUCCUGGACGGUGAUUAAGCAUAAAUUCUUCCCUCUGGAAACCAGAACAUGAGCACAGAAGUCGUCUCUGGAUUGAAACCUGCUCCCCACCACAUCAGCCUCAUCUUGGGACUGCUCCUUAUUACAAACUUUGACUUUUUUUUUUUUUUUUUAAAAAA
This is a messenger RNA of Scleropages formosus (Asian bonytongue), 3549 nucleotides long. RefSeq names its product MMS19 homolog, cytosolic iron-sulfur assembly component (gene mms19). The transcript has 31 exons. Bases 283 to 3405 code for a protein of 1040 amino acids. Lineage: Eukaryota; Metazoa; Chordata; Actinopteri; Osteoglossiformes; Osteoglossidae. Gene Ontology annotation, cellular component: MMXD complex; cytosolic [4Fe-4S] assembly targeting complex. The record is from RefSeq and is a predicted model, not a curated record.